Anopheles funestus (African malaria mosquito) is the source of this 1184-nucleotide messenger RNA. RefSeq names its product mpv17-like protein. The coding region runs from base 477 to 1028 and encodes 183 amino acids. The record is from RefSeq and is a predicted model, not a curated record. Gene Ontology annotation, cellular component: membrane; cytoplasm. NCBI's taxonomy places the organism in Eukaryota, Metazoa, Arthropoda, Insecta, Diptera, Culicidae. The transcript is spliced from 4 exons.
CUACGUCAUUAAAAUCAUUCAAAACAAAUCACAACUACAUGUGCCGCUGCUGGCGAUCGUAGCAACCAUACUUCGAAUACUAUAUCCUUCAAAUUUGCACAGCGUUGGCAUUGAAACGAGUGAGUUUUUCCGGUUAGGUAGUAGUUGGAUGUUGUCGUAUACACGGCUUCACCAUUAAGAUGGUAGUAUCUCGCAUGAUCGUUUCAUUGCCAAAAAGAUAAUUUUCAAUGUUUAAGUUCAUGGGGGACGGUUUGGACAGUCGUCGUGGUGCUGAUGAUCCUCACAACGAUCGUGUCACUUUGUGGUGCGCGAACGAGCAAAAGCGAAGAACUGUGUGUGCUUCUUAGUGAAAUCAUAAUCGUUACUAAAUCUCUACGUUUAAUAUAGUGAAUUCGGUGUCUUAUGCUUUAGGCAUAAUCGCGAGCCAAUAUUUUCCUCCCUUUCGCGCGUAUUUCCUCAACAAGCAAACAGAACCGAUGUCAGCAUUUGCGCAAUGGAUCAAACGUUAUCCUGUCGCUCGAGGCAUGAUCACGUACAGUUUACUAUGGCCAACGGGAUGUUUUAUUCAGCAAAAGUUGUCUGGUAAAAAGUUAAAUGAAAUCGAUUGGAAAAAGUGUUGGCGAUUUUUCUUUUACGGUGGAUUCAUUGUUGCACCAUCGCUGUACUGUUGGAUACGGGUGGCUUCCAUCAUGUGGCCAAGACAGAAUCUAAAAUCGGCCAUUGCCAAGGCUUUGACGGAGCAAAUUAGCUACACACCAAUGGCAAUGACGGCGUUCUACUUCAGCAUGAGCCUUUUGGAGGCAAAAUCGGUCGAAGAAUCACUGAACGAAGUACGUGUAAAGCUAUUUCCAACAUACAAGGUUGCUCUAUGUAUCUGGCCUUUCGUACAAACAUUCAACUUUUCCGUAGUUCCUGAAAAAAAUCGCGUGCCGUUUGUCAGUAUGUGCAGUCUACUGUGGACCAUAUUUUUAGCUUACAUGAAACAAAAAGAACAAAAAGAGCUCGAGAAUGGAAUAUUUGUAAAAUAGAUUUUAAGUACUCACAGCGAGUAGAAAUUUUUCCAUUGCAGCGAUCGUAACAAUAGUCUGUGGAAGAUGUAAUUUAUUAGGGUUUUUUUAGCAGUAGUUUAACACUAUGUUCUUGCAUAUUAUAGUGCAAUAAAACCAAAAUCGAAUGAUAUGAAA